GGGGCUUAUAAACGUGGGGGGGGAGAUGCCUCCCCCAAAACUAGCGGAGUUUGAGUACUCAGAAAAUUGAAACCAGGGAAAAUGGGAAGCGACGGUGGCGUAGCCAUGAGGAAGCCCAGAUUUCUAUGCCUCCAUGGCUUUCGAACCAGCGCUGAUAUUCUCCAGAAACAGGUCGGAAAGUGGCCGGAGUCGGUGCUCGGACAAAUCGACCUCGUCUUCGCCGAUGCCCCUUUUCCCUCUCAUGGCAAAUCUGAUGUUGAAGGAAUCUUCGACCCUCCUUAUUACGAGUGGUUCCAAUUCAAUAAGGAGUUUACGGAGUACACGAACUUCGAUGAGUGUCUUGCAUACAUUGAAGAUUAUAUGAUAAAGCACGGUCCGUUUGACGGGCUCUUGGGUUUCUCGCAGGGGGCAAUAUUAUCAGCUGCUCUACCAGGGCUACAAGCUAAGGGUUUGGCCCUCACAAAGGUUCCUAAAAUAAAAUUUCUUAUAAUUAUUGGUGGAGCAAAACUGAAAUCACCAUCACUAGCUGAGAAAGCAUAUUCCUCUACAAUUCAGUGCCAAUCUAUCCACUUUUUAGGAGAGACUGACUUCUUAAGGCAGUAUGGGAUUGAACUCCUGGAGUCAUUCGUAGACCCUUUGGUGAUUCAUCAUCCCAAGGGCCACACAGUACCCAGACUUGAUGAGAAGAGUUUGCAAAUCAUGCUUGGCUUCCUUGAAAGGAUUCAAAAGAUGCUGCCAGAGAAGGAAGAAGAAGUGUGCUAAAAUGGAGGAUUUAUUUUUAUUUUUAUUUUUAUUUUUUUGGGCAUAAAAAGAUAAAUUGUUCCUUUAGUCAAUGCCUCUUCAAUAUUUAUUUCCCUGUAAUAGACAUUCUAGUUUAUGAAGGGGUUAAUUUAUUGCCCGGUAAUAGAAAUAUGAGUUUAUGAUGGGGUUAA
Vitis riparia (riverbank grape) is the source of this 932-nucleotide messenger RNA. RefSeq names its product esterase AGAP003155-like. The coding region runs from base 82 to 762 and encodes 226 amino acids. The record is from RefSeq and is a predicted model, not a curated record. The transcript is spliced from 6 exons. Lineage: Eukaryota; Viridiplantae; Streptophyta; Magnoliopsida; Vitales; Vitaceae.